UCCGAAAAUACCCACGUACUUUGCUACGAGAAGCUAUUCGCAAAGCUCACAACGCUUGCGGUAUUUGACCCAGUACGCUCAUUUCAUAGCGACGAUGCGAGUAGCCCGAUGCAUUCCGUCGCAAGGAAGAUCGCGGGUCAAUCGAGACCGCAAUUGAGGUUUGUGAGCCUUUGGUCUGCGAGCCCGCAAGCCUCUCUUCUCCGGCGAUCAUAUGCUACCACGAAGCUCGACUUGCCUGCCUUAGACCGAAAAUGGCGUCGGCCAAUACCAAAGCGGGGAGAGAGCUCCAAGCCGGUCGAAGACUUGAGACAUGAAUCUUCCAACGAUCGCAUGUAUAUCCUCUCCAUGUUUCCAUAUCCUUCUGGCAAUCUCCACCUCGGACAUCUUCGAGUAUAUACCAUUGCCGAUGUUAUCGCUCGAUUUCGAAGGCUACAGGGUCAUGAUGUGCUACUACCAAUGGGCUGGGACGCCUUUGGGUUGCCUGCUGAGAAUGCAGCAAUUGAACGUGGCAUUGAUCCGGCCGUAUGGACAAGGGACAAUAUUGCUCGUAUGAAAGAGCAGCUUGAGUGUAUGAAUGGGAGUUUCGAUUGGUCGCGGGAAUUCGCAACCUGUGACCCAGAGUUCUACAAGCACACCCAGAAGAUAUUUCUACUCCUUCAUAAGCAUGGACUCGUAAGCCAGAAAAAGGCGACUGUAAACUGGGACCCUGUAGACAUGACAGUGUUGGCAAACGAGCAAGUCGACGCGGACGGCCGGUCGUGGAGAUCAGGCGCGAAGAUUGUCCAGCGUGAGCUCGAACAGUGGUUCUUCCACAUAACCAAAUUCCAGGAAUCGCUUUUGGAAGAUCUGAACAAGCUAAGUGUAGACGAGGCUUGGCCCGAGAGAGUCUUGACUAUGCAAAAGAACUGGCUUGGACGUACUGAGGCCGCUUAUUAUGACUUCGCCUGCAGCAAGAACGACGAAACGGAUAAGAAUUGGCUAAAGAUAUACACUACAAGGCCGGAAACUAUAUAUGCCGCCCAAUUUAUCGCUCUCUCGCCUCAAUCACCCAUAGUACAACAGAUGGCGCAAGAUGAUUCGAAGCUACAAGAGUUUUUAGAACGCGUUAAGGACCUACCUCCAGAUACUACAGAAGGAUAUCAAAUAUCGCAGCUAAAGGCGACCAGCCCACUCACCCUUUCGACACAAGCCCCAGAACAGAACAUAUCACCUCUUCCCGUCUUCGUUGCUCCUUAUGUCCGAGGAGACUACGAGACCGGGGCAAUUAUGGGAGUUCCUGCCCAUGACGCGAGAGAUUUUGCAUUCUGGCAAAGACACUGCCCCGAGAUACCUCUUAAGUAUGCCGUUUCGCCGGAGCCCGAUGGGUCUACCGAAAGCCUCAAAAACGGCCCUUAUCUAGAAUCCGGAUAUUGUACCCCCCUAACUGGCUCGUAUUCCACGAUGCUCUCUAGCGAUGCUGCGAAGCAAAUCAUUCACCAGAUCAAGAAUGCAUCAAAUUUCGCACAGAGCAGUACCAAAUGGAGAAUCCGAGACUGGUUAAUCAGUAGACAAAGGUACUGGGGGACACCAAUCCCUAUCGUGCACUGCUCUACAUGCGGACCUCAACCUGUUCCAGAUGAUCAAUUGCCGGUCACCCUGCCCAAAGUAGACGCUCAUUGGGAAGAUGGUCGUGCCGGAAACCCGUUAGAGACUGCGACGGAUUGGGUCAACACCUCUUGUCCUAAAUGUCACGGCCCCGCUAAGAGGGACACCGACACGAUGGAUACUUUCGUAGAUUCCAGCUGGUAUUAUAUGAGGUUUCCGGAUCCCCACAACUCAGAAGCACCUAUCUCCAAGACCUUAGCCAAAAGCUAUCUCCCUGUUGAUGUUUACAUUGGCGGAGUCGAGCACGCCAUUCUUCACCUCCUCUACGCUCGAUUCAUAUAUAAAGCUGUUGUAGACCUUCUCGGGCUACCUGUAGAUCCAUCAAAAGAACCAUUCAAGCGACUCAUAACGCAAGGUAUGGUGCACGGAAAGACAUACUCAGACCCCGAUAGCGGGCGCUUCUUAAAACCGGACGAAGUCGAUCUCUCAGAUCUCUCCAAACCGAAAGUAACAGCAUCAGGAAAGACCGCGACGGUUUCAUUCGAGAAAAUGUCAAAAUCGAAACACAACGGCGUGGACCCAACUACAUUCAUCGCCAAGUACGGAUCCGACGCCACCAGAGCGCACAUCCUCUUCCAAGCACCCGUCGGCGAAGUCCUGAACUGGGACGAGGAUAAAAUCCUAGGUGUCAUCAGGUGGCUACGACGCGUCUUCGAAUUCAUCCAAAAAGUCCCCAAAGCAACAGACAUACAAAACGCCACCACAUUCAAUGGUGAAACGUACUUUCAAAAAGAAGUGAAGGCGGGGUCGCAAAAAACAGAUGAUAAGAAUGUCGUGUCACAACGGGCUGCAGAUGCGGAAGUGUGGCGCGCGACACAGAACACGAUUAUUUCCGUGACUAAUGCGAUUGAAAAGGUGUAUUCGAUGAACACUACCGUUUCUAGUUUGAUGGAACUCACCAACGUCAUUAUUAAAAACCAAGAUUCUACCUCCGAUGUGAUUAAACGCGAGGCUGCGUUGCUGCUUAUACGCAUGAUGGCGCCGAUCACACCCGCGAUCGCGGAGGAAUGCUGGAGUAUUCUGCAGCCAGGUGGUGGUAGUGUCUUCGCCGAUUCCUGGCCCGCGCCGGAUAACUCCCUGCGACACCUCGGUCCGAGCCGGAUUAAUUGCGCGGUUCAGGUCAAUGGGAAGUUGAGGUGCGUGGUUGAGAUACCGAUGAAGCCGGCUGGGAUGGCGGAUGGGAGUGAGGAGUUUCUCGACUGGGUUAGGGGGGAGAUACUUAAGUCCGAGGAGGCGAGGGGGAAGUUGGUGGGCGAGAAUGAUAUCAUGAUGGCGCGGAAGGUGUUCUCGGUGAAAGGGGGGGCGGUUAUGAAUUAUGUGGUUCCGAAGGUGAAGGGGAGGUAGAGGAGAGGUACAAUAAAAGGGGUGUUGGGUAGGUAUAUAGGGGCGUAGGUAGAUACGAGAAGAUACCCGGCUCAGUGCUUAACUAGAUGCGU
Messenger RNA from Annulohypoxylon maeteangense, 3080 nucleotides. Its product is annotated as leucyl-tRNA synthetase. Gene Ontology annotation, molecular function: leucine-tRNA ligase activity; ATP binding; aminoacyl-tRNA deacylase activity. Lineage: Eukaryota; Fungi; Ascomycota; Sordariomycetes; Xylariales; Hypoxylaceae. Gene Ontology annotation, biological process: leucyl-tRNA aminoacylation; mitochondrial translation. The transcript has 2 exons. The record is from RefSeq and is a predicted model, not a curated record. The coding region runs from base 109 to 2988 and encodes 959 amino acids. Gene Ontology annotation, cellular component: mitochondrion.